CGCUGUGCAGCCACAUCCUGCUCCUUGGAUAAGAGGGUGCAAACUUAUACCUGAACAGUACUAUGGCCGAAUAUGAACUCCGGUUCUCGCCUGCAUCUCAAUCAGACACUGGCGCUUUCAAACUACUCGAGCUUCCACCCGAUCUCUGCAAGCUUAUCGAGGCUUCCGUCGCCAGCCUCGAUAAGCCUCCGCAGUUCACCAUCAAAGGCGCUCCAGAGGACGACGCCGUCCUGUGCACAGCGGACAAAACUUAUACCAUCCGCUCCGUUGUUCUCUCAAAUUCGGUCUGUGUAGUCACACCAGACCCCGCUGUGUCACACGUAGAAAAUGAUGAACCAGAACCAGUAGAGGAAGUCUUUAUUCGUGACCAGUUGAAUGAGGUCAUCGAACUUGUGCCCAGCGUUCCCCGCCUGUACAAGCUCAAGUUGCUCCUGCGAGGACAGGAGUAUGACGAGGGCCACGAAGAUGAAGACAUGGUCAGCGACGACGACGACGACACUACGUCCAGAAGACAGCGAUUCAAGUAUGAUGACGCGCGAGCCAUGAUCCAAGCCAGCGACGCUGAGCUGGACAAGGGUCUUCGCGACAGACGCGUGCUCAUGCUCAACGGCGAGCUCCGUCCAAUUGCGCUCUCACACCUUACAACGAUCCUCGAGCUCCUCCUCACCAAUCUCGUUUCCCUCUCCCUCUCGCACACAGCGGCGCCUAUCUUGACCCUCACCUCCUCCCUCGAGGACGAGCACGACAUCAAAAGGGACGUCUCCCGCCAGGUCAUGUCCUGGUUCGGUCGGUUUGACGAAGACGCGGGGACGUGGGAGAUGGACGUGAACGCUGUCAUUCGGGAGGUCGGCCUGGGCAUCUUGCGCGCGUACAGGAACGAGCCAACGCCAGAGAAGGCCUUCCUCGGCGAGUGGCGCAAGGCUGUCGGGGACACCUUCGAAGAACACGUCUCCCUCCCGCUCCUUGCCGGCAACUACCUCACCUCACCCGACACGCUCGCCGAUCCACCCACCUCACUUCUUACGUACUUCCCAUCCUCGGAACUGCCCGCCGAGCCCGGAGCGCGCUUCGUGGAGCUCUUCAUCGCGCGGCCGCGCUGGAAGAUCGAGGAGAUCGCGCCGUUCCUCGCGGACGUCGCGGUCGACGCGAAGGAGCGGGACAAGCUGCUGCUGAAACACGCUAGGACCGUUACGGACCCCGACGGGAUUUGGUACACGGCGAGGGCAAAGUACACUGGGUGAGCAUUGGAAGGAUUGCGUAGACGGUACGUGGACUGGGUCGAAGCGCUCGACUACAUACAGCAUGUAGCAAGAUCCUGGGGAUGUGGGUUGCGCAAGACAUAUGGUGUCGCAGGAUUGGUAGGGAGGUACAGUAAAGUACUGUGCAGCAUCCGUCUCUUACAGACAAUUAUCAUGAUAGAAAACAAAAUCAACAGCGCAGCGUAGCAGUCCGAGCCAAGGCUGCCAUCAUGAUGUAUCAGGUUAUUGCCCGCCCGCGUGUUAUUUGCGCCGCUGUUUCCGCGGGGGGUACUCCUCGUCGUAGUCCAUGUUCUCGUCCUCGUCGUCCUUUAUGCGACGCCCCUUCUUCUUCCCCUGCUUCCCUUUCCGCUCCGCGCCCUCCGCCGCGGCCUCGACGAGCACCCACAGAUCGCGGAUGAUGUCGGUGCGCAGUCGGAUGUCCGGAUGCUUCUUUCGGAUGUCCGUGCGCAGCUGGUAUAUUGCCUGCGCCUGAUCUUGCGCGGGCAGGUCCCGCAAGACGUAGAGUAUCACGCCGGUGAAGACGAACUCGGCUGGGGCGACGCGCUUCUGGAUGUCCUGGAACGCGAAAUUCAGCCUCGAGUCGUCCGCGAUGUGCCAGAACCUGCUCAGAAGGCUGCGGAUAAGGUCCUUGAAAUCCUCCUUCGGGGGGUCCAUGCGUGAAAGCCACUUGUCGAGGUUCUUGGAGAGCGGCUGCGAGUGCUCGGGGUACAUGUCGCAGCAGUACACGAGCCCGGCGAUGAGCUGGAAGUCCUGCCCGCGCUUGAUCGCGACGUUGAUCUUUUGCGUGAGCGAGUCUUCGAGGUAGACGUAGCGCGACUGUAGCUCCCCGAUCCAUUCUGUCCAUGGCGAGGAGAUCGCUUGCAACUUUUCUGCGGCUGUAAGCGCGACGCCGAGCUGAACCCUCUGGAAGAUGUCGCGCUCUAUCAAGUGUGGAAGCCCUUCGUACUCGACACACGUAAUGGUCUUCUGCGCGAAGAUUUCCUUAAAUUUAUCUGGUAUUUCUAAUCGUGACUUCUUGCGUGCAUUUGACCGAGUGUACCACCAGCUCUUCCCAGUUUCGUGAUGUUUGUAAGCAAUCUGCAAACAACAAUGUGGAUGUCAGUAUUACGGGAUAGUGACACAUCGGGACUUCAUGUGGCCCUGAAACCCAUCGCAUGUGACGGGAGCAGCCAAGGGCGAAGGGUUCCCUCAACUCUCUGGUGGCAAAUGCAGGGCGGACCUCUUGUUUGGGGCAGAGAGUCUUUUCGCCGGCGAAUCUUGCGGGAGGAGCGCAUGACUCACGAACAGCAGACGGACUGCUAGAAACGAGAAGGCGCGAUCGAAGCAAGGACUCACUUGUCCGUCGAAGAACCUCUGGAUGGAAGUUAAACGCUGCUUGCCGUCUACACAGCAUUUCACCUUCUCGCCCUCGUCGUCCGUAUACACCGCGAAUACGACAGGAGGUACGUAGUAGUUGCGGUAUAAUGAGUCAAGCAGCUUCAUCUGCUUGGCCUCGGGCCAGACGAUCUCUCUUUGGUAGGGAGGAUUCAGGUCAAUCACGCCUUCGUGGAUCAGCCCAUGCAGUUCCUUCGUGGUGUAGAACUUCACUUUUGGGGCGUUCAGACAUGUCCCGAGGUCGAACCUGUUCGGGUCAUGUUCAACCUCCUCCUCCACGAGCUCAUCCCAAUCGUCUUCCUCAUAGUCGCUCAUUGCAGAGGUACCCUUGCGGUCGGAGUUGACAGGCG
Messenger RNA from Dichomitus squalens LYAD-421 SS1, 2983 nucleotides. RefSeq lists its product as uncharacterized. The transcript has 12 exons. The record is from RefSeq and is a predicted model, not a curated record. Gene Ontology annotation, cellular component: Ctf18 RFC-like complex; chromatin; nucleus. NCBI's taxonomy places the organism in Eukaryota, Fungi, Basidiomycota, Agaricomycetes, Polyporales, Polyporaceae. Bases 63 to 1241 code for a protein of 392 amino acids. Gene Ontology annotation, biological process: maintenance of mitotic sister chromatid cohesion; mitotic sister chromatid cohesion.